Messenger RNA from Odontomachus brunneus, 5303 nucleotides. RefSeq lists its product as uncharacterized. Bases 2785 to 3978 code for a protein of 397 amino acids. The record is from RefSeq and is a predicted model, not a curated record. Lineage: Eukaryota; Metazoa; Arthropoda; Insecta; Hymenoptera; Formicidae. The transcript is spliced from 8 exons.
UAUACAUAUGUGUGUGUGGAUAUGUGUAUAUAUAGGUCGUCUUAAACAUAUAUUUCAUUUGGGGCUCGCAACGACGCGACCGUUAAGUGGAACGCACUCUGAGUGCAGCUAUAAAGAACAAACUUAACCUCUACCAGUUGCCCACCGUCUUGUAACAUCGAGAAACGAUUGUUGUUCCGAAUAUUGAGUAUAAAAUUUCCCGUGCGCACCUAUCAUUAUAAAUAAAUUGGUAUUACGCAGAUUGUACACAAUUCGACUAUUCGGUGAGUAUUGUGAGUUAUAUAAUUCACUGUGAUUUCCUUUGUAAUUUACUUUGAUGUAUGAUUACUGUUCCAUUAUAUAUAAUGCCCAAAGUAAAUAGAAAAUAUUAUAAACGAGCCAAACAGAUAGCUGAUGCAUCUGUUAAUAGCGUUGAAUAUAUUUCUGAUGCAUCUUCAGUUUUAAGUACUGAUUCAAGUAAUAUAUUAUCAGUAGAGCUUCAGAGACAUGAACGUGUAAAUACAAUUGAUUUUAAUAAAGAAUUAGAUGAAACUUUAUCAGACCCAAGUGAUGAAGAAAAUUACAACGAUAAUUAUGAAUUAAUAAAUAAUGAAGAAGCUCUUUAUAGGGAGGAAAACAAUGAUACAGAUAGCUAUAUUAAUGAUGUUAGUGCAGUUUAUCACAAUGUUUUAGAUAAUGUGGAAUAUGAGAAUGGUAAUGUAAGAUUUACUUCACAGUUGCAAGGAUGGGCUAUUAGACAUAGAAUAACUCAUGUCGCUUUAAAUGAAUUGUUAGAAUAUAUAAAACCUAGAUAUCCAGAAGUCCCAACAGAUGCUCGUACAUUGUUAGGUACUGUAAGGAAGGUACAUACAGAUAAUGUUGAACCAGGGCGUUAUUAUCAUUUUGGUAUAAGUAAUUGCGUAGAAAAUCUUAUACAAAAAUCGCAGCAUCAUUUUCAAAAUAUACAAUUAAUUGAAAUUAUCAUAAAUAUUGAUGGCUUGCCUUUGUUUAAAAGUUCAGGGAGUCAGGUAUAUCCUAUCUUAUGUAGUUUGGUUACCAAUUAUACUAACGUUGGCAUUAUUGGGAUUUAUCAUGGAUAUCAAAAGCCUGCAGAUGCCAAUCAUUUUUUACAAAAUUUUGUAAAAGAAGCCCAAAAUUUAAUAAAUCAUGGUAUAACAGUUAAUGGAAUAAUAUAUCCAUUUAAAAUUAAAGCUUUUAUUUGUGACCUACCAGCAAAAUGUUUUAUAAGAUAUACAAAAGGGCAUUCAGGUUUUUAUUCGUGCACAAAAUGUGAAGCUAAAGGCAAAUAUUUUCUUAAUAGAGUGUGUUUCCCGUACUUAGACAUUUCCAAUGUAAGAACAGACAAAAACUUCAGGCUAAAAUCACAGCCAGAUCACCACACAGGUACAUCGAUAUUAGAAUUGAUUCCAAAUGUAGAUAUGGUGUAUGAUUUCCCAUCAGAUCCCAUGCACUUAAUUUUUUUGGGAGAAGUUAAAAAACUUGUUCUUUUAUGGGGCUACGGAAAACCCGGUGCUAAAUUAUCAUCGCAACAAAAAUCGAUUAUAUCAACAUUGUUAGAAGAGCAAAAACACAAUAUACCAUGCGAGUUUAAUAGAAAACCACGAUCUUUAUUAGAAAGUAAAAGAUGGAAAGCCACGGAAUAUAGGACAUUUUUAUUAUAUACAGGGCCGUUUGUAUUAAAAUCUGUACUUAAUCAUGAUAAAUAUUUAAAUUUUAUAACUUUACAUGCAGCUAUCACUAUUUUAUCUAGUAUAAAGUAUAUUGAAGUGCAUUUUGAUUACGCAAAAUUAUUAUUACGAUAUUAUAUUGAAACAUUCAUUAUUCUGUAUGGUAAAAAGAAUGCAUCACAUAAUACGCAUAAUUUGUUACAUCUUUCCGAUGAUGUGAAAAGAUUUGGAUUACUGCAAAAUUUCAGUGCUUUUCCGUUCGAAAAUUAUAUGCAAUCUAUUUUAAAAAUGAUACGUAAAAAUGACAAGCCUUUGGAGCAAAUUGUUUGUCGGAUAAGCGAACAAAACAAUUAUAUUAAUCUUAAUUCACAUUUGAAACAAUGUCAUGAACCUCAAUUAAAUCCACACUCAAAUGGCCCGCUUAUCAAUUGUCACAAUUAUAAUCAAUUUAGUAAGGUUGUGUUUGAAAAAUUCUUAUUAACAAAUAAAGAACCAAAUAAUUGUUGUUGUUUGCUGGAUGGAAGUAUUAUUAUUGUCUUAAAUUUUGCUUCUAAUAACAAGAAUACUAUUGUAAUUGGAAAGAAGUACAAGAAACUUACGGAUUUUUAUACGGAACCUUGCAAAUCUUCAAAAUUAAAUAUUUAUGAAGUAUGUGAUCUCGGCAAUUUACAAAUGUGGAACUUGGACCAAAUCGCAAAUAAAUGUGUUAAAUUACAUUACAAAGAGACACAUGUUAUUUUUCCUUUGCUACACUCACAAUUAUAAAUUAUUAGUUUUCCUUCCCAGGCGGCAGAGUGACGUCACAUGACGUAUUAAUAACGUCUUAAUGACGUCUGUGACGUCAUUAAGACGUCUUAACAUGUCAUUCUGCUGCCUGGGUUGCUACUGUAUAUCUAAUAAAGUAUAUGUAAAAAUUCUAAGUACAUACAUUUAUAUAUAAUAUCAAUAGAAUAACUGCUUGUGCUUUUUGUCGUAGCUUCCAAUGUCAAAAUAGUUAAUAGUAAAAGCGUUAAAAAAGAAAUACAUUAUACACUCAAAAGAUGCGAUACUUUGGUGUAUUAUUAUUUUCGCAAUCUAUGAAAUAUUGUUAUACUCCUGCUUUUAUAUUUGUGUAGCAAUGGAGAAACCGACGUGGACGAUAGUUAAGUUCUCGACGGAUAACACCGUUGAAGCAGUACCAUCAAGCUGGAUAGAACAUAACAAAUGCUAUUGGCCUCCAUUUAAAUAUGAACAAAUUAUCGCUGCAAUAAGAAAAAAUAUGGAACGAAACACAUGUUGGCCAUCUUACGAUAUUAUUAUGUUUCGAAAUAGCACAUAUGAUGACUACAAUACAGCAAGACUUAAAAUAAAAAAAGCAGAAUGUACAUCCGACUUAAAUUCAGAGAUUGAUGAAAGCAUAAAACGAAAAAGAAAAAAAAAUCCAUUGUAUCUGAGUGACACCGAUGAUUAUGAUCAAUAUAACAGCGGCUGCCUAAAACGGAAGACAAUGAAAAUUGAUAAAACAGUCCACAACAAUAUUAGGAAACUAGUCAUAGAAUCCAGUGAAGAGUCUGAAGAGGCUGACAGCAUUCUUCCAAAACAUCCCAUAAUGACAGAAUCAAUGUAUAUGAAGACGAAUUUAAAUAUACACGCAAAUGGAUCCCAAAUAUCAACAGAAACGUCGAAUACGCCAACGCAUGAUUUACGAAACAACAAUAAUGUGCGCAAUGAGUCUAACUUAUGUAAAACUCUUCAUUCACCUACUCCAGAUAAUUGUGAUAAUAUAAAAUACUUUAAAGAAAUCAUUCGCCAGCAAAGUUUUUUUAAGACCCAGUUAUGGCAGAUGGCAGACGAUUUGAAAGAAAUAAAGGAUACUGUAAUAACCAGUAUUCGGACUACACAAAAUAUGAACGGCAAUCAGCAGCAAGAAGCAAGAUCAAUUUAUUCUUCUUUUGACUUACCGUUAAGAACUAUUGAAAAUAUAGAACAAGCUGUGGAACAAUUUUUACACAUUCAAGAUAAUUUUGAUCGCUCGUGUACAGAAGCAUGUGCAAUAGGAGGCACAUCUUCUUACCAUUUUAUAAAACGCAAUAUGGAUCGAUUAAUUAGCAACAAAAUUGCACAACAGUACAGUUGGUUAGGUGCUAAACAAAAAAGGAAAUUUUGUAAUCUUCGAAUUGCAGUAAUGUUACUCAAUGCAGGCGUUUACCAUUCUAAUCCGUCUUAUACAAAAUUAGAAAUGGAAAAGGCAAUGCAGAAGUGGCUCAAGAGGGCCAAAGAGCGAUAUGAUGCGGAGAAGAAAAGACUUGAAGCACGUGAAAAUGAUACGUAGUAAUUCUAUUUAUUCAUUCUAUUACACAUACAUUGUUUUAAGACUGACUUUUGAGUGAUAGAUGGCAGACAAUUUAAAAUAAGUAUUAUUUUCUGUUAUAUAUACGGUCGUGGACGGAAAGAUUGUUCGCUAUUUCCGCGACAUAUUUUGGAACCUAAGCGAAUGGUCCAAUGAGAGAGCUUGUUUUAAAAACGUCUGUAGUAGAUCAAUUCUCUCAUUACAUUAUUAAGCGGGAUGUACAAUGAAAACUGAAACUUUAAACUUUAAGUAAGAAAUUGACUAAUCAUAAUUAUUCGUCUAUAAUUCAACUGUCAUUGGUGUAUUUCUUACUUAAAACUUGAAACGUACAGUUUAAAUAUUAUUGUAGACCCCGCUUUAGCUACGUUACAAACGCAUUAGAAAGAUAGCGAAAUAAGCCUUAUCUAAUAAUUAAGGAAUUAUCGUCCAUGACUGUACCUUCUGCCUUAGUUUAUAUUCUUUAUACCUGUUUAUGUUCUGUAGAACUGUUUAUGUUUUAAGACUGAGUUUUGAUAGAUAGCAAAUAAUUUGAAAGAAGUAUAAUUUUCUGUUGUAUACAGUGCAAGGAUUUAUUUUUUCAUUAUAUUUUGGAACAUAGGCGAACGAUCCUAUGAGAGAGCUUGUUUCAAAAACGUCCUAUAUAUUCUUAGGAAAUAAAUUUUCUCAUUAGACCAUUUCACCUAUGUUCCAAACGCAUUACAUAAAUAACUGACACUUUUACUGUGUCGACGACUGUAUCUUUUGCCUUAAGGUUUAUAUUAUUUGUAAGUGUUAAUAUUCUUUAUAACUUUAUUGUAUAAUAUAAUUUCAUGUUCUCUAUAUAUGUUUAUAAUUGUUGAGAAUUGACUUUUCGGGCGAAGUAAUAAUAUAUUACCGCGAUAGAAAUCAGCCGAGGACUUUCGUCUUCCCGGGAGAUCAUAAAACUUUUUUCGAGAUUGGUGCAAUCGCCGGCGACAUGUCGUGUGAUAUUGCUCCAUGGGCCCAAAGGAGAUAUCAAUAUUUCAUUAUAAUUAUGCGACGUAGUCUACGGCGGAAUGUGGAAAAUAUUGUCUUGCGUAAUUGAUUGUCAUCAAGUCGCAGAAUCAAAUCGCGUUGGACGCAAGACACGUGACUCGACCGGGCAUAAAGUGUUUCCUUUAAAAAUUAUAUAUAAAUAUAUAUUUAUGUGUACUAACAUUAAUGUAAGAAAUAAAACAAAAUCUAAUUAAAAGGACAUACAUUUUUAUGAGUCUGCUUAUCGAGUUCCGUUGUUAAAGGUAAGAAAUUAAUGAUGUAAUUAAUGGUGCAUUAAAUUUGAUAUGUACUCG